GUGGCCUUGCUACAAUUUCACCUGUUCCCUCGCCUUCCUCCUCACCUCCUCAAGGAUCGCCUGACAGCAGUCCCAUCAGCAGCAUUACUUCAGCACAGUUUCCAGAAUCCUCUGAAGCAACUGCCAAGCGAGGCCCCGGAUCUCACAGGGUCUUAACUUACACCCAAAGUGCCCCUGACCUGUCCCCUCAGAUCCUGCCUCCACCUGUCAUAUGUAGCAGCUGUGGCAGACCUUAUUCACAAGGGAAUCCUGCAGAUGGAUCCUCAGAGACAAGUGGUCCAGCCAUUCAGAAACCAAACAGAACAGAUGACACUUCUCAAGUUACCUCUGAUUAUGAGACCAACAACAACAGUGACAGCAGUGACAUUUUACAGAAUGAAGAGGAGGCUGAGUGCCAGAGAGAACCACUGAGGAAAGCAUCGGCUUGUGGCGCCUAUACUUCCCAGGCCAUGAUCUUCCUGGACAAACCAAUUCUUGCCCCAGAGCCUCUGGUCAUGGAUAACCUGGACUCGAUUAUGGAUCAGUUAAACACCUGGAAUUUUCCAAUUUUUGAUUUAGUGGAAAACAUAGGAAUAAAAUGUGGCCGUAUUCUGAGCCAG
Psammomys obesus (fat sand rat) is the source of this 599-nucleotide messenger RNA. Its product is annotated as cGMP-inhibited 3',5'-cyclic phosphodiesterase 3A-like. The record is from RefSeq and is a predicted model, not a curated record. NCBI's taxonomy places the organism in Eukaryota, Metazoa, Chordata, Mammalia, Rodentia, Muridae. The transcript has 4 exons. The annotation marks the transcript as partial.